AUCUAAUAAUGUGAGAAAAAGUUGUUACAAAAUGACACAAAGUGAGUGUUUGUAAUAAAACAAAUAACUUCCCCAUGAUCCUCCCAACUGUCAAACAAUCAACAACAACCAUGUCCUCAUCGAUAACCUUCUUCUUCUAACUACGAACUAGGGUUUACCCCCCACUCGAUCCAAUCGCCAAUCAUGUCAUCUCAAUCGCCAUCAUCUUCCACCGAUGACUCCACCACCACAUCGCCGCUCCUCACCACCACCGACGGCAUCUCCCGCACCCGCCACUUCGUCACAUCCACUCCCUCCCUCCGCGGCGCAGCCAGGUUCCUCCGCCGCGCCAGCAGCCGCCGGAUGCUCCGCGAACCUUCGAUGCGUGUGAGAGAAUCAGCCGCUGAACAAAUCGAAGAACGCCAGACCGAUUGGGCCUAUUCACGUCCGCUUGUGAUUCUAGACCUAAUCUGGAACCUUGCGUUUAUUGUUGUGUCCGUUUGUGUACUGGUUAUGAGCCGAAAUGAGGAUCCGAAGAGGCCUUUGAGGCUGUGGAUUGGUGGAUAUGCGUGCCAGUGUUUGCUUCAUAUGGUUUGUGUGUGUGUUGAGUAUAAACAUAGGAGUCAGCAGCGGUUGGCUGAUUUGAGAUCGGAAGUUAAUAGUGGAAAUUCGAAUUCGAAUUCGAGUUUAUCGAAUUCGGAGAGUGAGCGUAGGGAUUUAGCCCUAGAUAGGUCACAGAAUGAUGAUGAGGAUUCCAGUGUUGCUAAGCAUCUGGAAUCUGUUAAUACGAUGUUUUCCUUUAUUUGGUGGAUUGUUGGAUUCUAUUGGGUGUCUUCUGGUGGUCAACAUCUUACUCAAAAUGCACCUCAGUUAUACUGGCUCUGUAUUACAUUCUUGGCAUUUGAUGUGUUUUUUGUGGUUAUCUGUGUUGCUGUGGCUUGUGUUGUUGGUAUUGCUGUUUGCUGUUGUUUACCUUGUAUUAUUGCAAUUUUGUAUGCAGUUGCUGAUCAGGAGGGUGCAACCAAGGAUGACAUUGAUAGACUGCCUAAAUACAGUUUUAAGAGAAUAGAUGAUUUUGAGAAAGAGAACGGAGAGAUCCAAAAACGUUAUGGUGGAAUAAUGGUAGAGUGUGAUACUGAUGCACCCGUUGAACGCGCUUUAUCUGAAGAGGACGCCGAAUGCUGCAUUUGCCUUUGCACAUAUGAUGAUGGAACUGAACUCCGUGAGCUCCCGUGCUGCCACCAUUUUCACACCACCUGCAUCGACAAAUGGUUGUUCAUCAACGCCACAUGUCCUCUCUGCAAGUUCAACAUAUUAAAAAACAGUACCCAAAGCGGCAGUGAUGAAGUAUAGCCAACCAAUAUCAGCUCCUUAAAGAUAUCUUGAUCCAGACCCAUCUUUGUUAUGUGAUUCUGAUGUAAAGUUUAUACCGGAUUCUUGUUUAAAGUUUGUGAACUUUUGGGAUGGAUGACUGAAAGAGGGAAAAAACCCCUCCUUUUUGGUUUAUCAUUUGGAGAUGUAAAGCUACAUAAACUGCAUGUUAUAGUGUAUUAUUAGUUUAAUACCUGUGCACUAGGAUUUUUGCAACAUGAAGAUGCAUUGUAAGUUGUUGGCU
Messenger RNA from Helianthus annuus (common sunflower), 1594 nucleotides. RefSeq names its product E3 ubiquitin-protein ligase At1g63170. NCBI's taxonomy places the organism in Eukaryota, Viridiplantae, Streptophyta, Magnoliopsida, Asterales, Asteraceae. The transcript is spliced from 5 exons. The coding region runs from base 184 to 1332 and encodes 382 amino acids. The record is from RefSeq and is a predicted model, not a curated record.